AUGAACCGCCUACUAGGGAGCCAAAUAUUGAAGCCAGCAGUUAGGUGGCAAUCUGCUUUGAAAGCUCCUCGCAACGUAUUCUUUCCCGAAACAGUCGUCACAACAUUGCCAAGUGGAUUUCGUGUAGCUACAGAAGACACUAAAAUCCCUACAGCUACGAUUGGUGUUUGGAUCGAUGCUGGUUCAAGGUAUGAAAACGAAAGGAAUAACGGAACGGCUCAUUUUCUUGAGCAUAUGGCGUUCAAGGGAACGUCUCGUCGUACGAGAAAUGCGCUAGAGCUGGAAGUGGAAAAUAUCGGAGCUCAUCUAAAUGCGUACACUUCACGUGAACAGACUGUUUACUACGCUAAAUGUUUCUCUACUGAUCUUGAGCAAUCCGUCGACAUUCUCUCCGACAUUUUGCUGAAUAGCAAUUUGAAUCCUCGUGAUAUCGAAGCAGAGCGUAGCGUAAUUUUACGGGAAAUGCAAGAAGUGGAACAAAACUUUCAGGAAGUUGUUUUCGAUCAUCUUCAUACAGGUGUGUUCGCGGGUAAUCCGCUGUCAAUGACUAUACUUGGUCCUGUAGAGAAUAUCAACUCUAUUAAACGGAAUGAUCUCACGGAAUAUAUUCAAACCCAUUAUCGGUCAGGACGCAUGGUACUAAGCGCUGCAGGAGGUGUACGCCAUGAUGAAGUUGUACGAUUAGCCGAGAAGUAUUUUGGUGGUCUCAAUCAUGGAGAUGCGUCGGCUAAUUUCCACCCAGCGGUGUACAAACCUUGCCAGAUACAUUUACCAGUAGAUGGAAUGGAUUCUAUCUAUGGUGCAAUUGUGGUUGAGGGUGUUUCGUGGACACAUGAAGACAACCUGGCGCUGAUGGUGGCGAAUACUCUUAUUGGUGAAUGGGAUAGGAGUCGCGGCUUUGGUGUGAACGCUCCGUCGCGGCUAGCUGUCCGCCUUGGUCGAAACGCUGGCGUGCAGUCAUUCCAGGCCUUCAACACUUGUUAUAAGGACACAGGUCUUAUUGGCGUUUAUUUUGUCGCAGAAGAAUCUGCCAGCGAUGCACUAGUUGAUGGUGUAGUGGAUGAGUGGCGUUGGUUAGCCGAUGAGGUUGACGCCGAGCAAGUGGAGUGUGGAAAGCGGACAUUGCUGACAAAUCUCUUUGUUGAUGCUCGAUGGCUCUACACCAAUUUGUGA
Messenger RNA from Cooperia oncophora, 1173 nucleotides. Lineage: Eukaryota; Metazoa; Nematoda; Chromadorea; Rhabditida; Trichostrongylidae. The record is from the annotation of a GenBank genome assembly.